AUGGAGUUCGAAAAGCGAAAAUCAUCAACAUUAGCUUCAUUGAACUCCACAGAAUCCGAUAAAUCACCAAAAGGUUCAUUAGAUACACCAAUUAUCCCUCUCAUCAACACUCUCAAUCAAAACCCUAAUUACUUCACCACAAGCUCUUGCUCCGGUAGAAUUUCCAUCCUCUCUCAACCCCUCUCUCCAAUUCCGUCUCUCCAAACAAAGAAAAAAGCGAAAGGUGGAACCUGGCUCUUCGUUUCUCACCACCCCGCCGAACCUGACUCGCUCGUUUCACUUCUCUUCUCAUCCGAGUCAACUAACUCCCCUAAUUCCCCUAUUUCCGAACUCGUUUUCAGAUUUGAACCUCUCAUAAUCGCGAUUGAGUGCAAAGAUCUUUCUUCUGCUCAUUCGUUAGUUUCUCUUGCGAUUUCUUCUGGUUUCAGAGAAUCUGGGAUUACUAAUGCUAACAAACGUGUAAUUAUUGCGAUUCGUUGUUCGAUACGCAUGGAAGUUCCUUUGGGUGAUACGGAUAAGAUUAUGGUUACGCCUGAGUAUGUUUGUUUCCUUGUUCAAGUUGCGAAUGAAAAAAUGGAAGCGAAUAGGAAUAGAACUGAGAGGUUUCUUCGAUUGUUGCAGUCUAAUGGAUCAAUGCCUAAGGAUAACAGUAACUGUUUGUUGCCAACGAAUGGUGUAGAGCUUGUUUGCAAUCAUAUUCAAUUCGAAAAUGAAUCUCAGUUAACAAACGGGAAUGCUUCCGAAGCUUCUUCAGGGUAUUUGGGUUCUCCUGGGUUUAACUUGCCAAUUGCCCAUAUUGAAAUUGUUGGUGAACCGGUGGAAAAACUUUUUCUAUGGGGUCACUCUGCUUGUGCUUUGGAUAAUGUCAAACACAAGAAAGUCAUUGUAUAUGGUGGCUUUGGAGGGCUGGGGAGACAUGCUAGAAGAAAUGAUUUGUUACUGCUUGAUCCAUAUUCUGGCAAUCUUGAAACAAUUGACACUUUUGGGAGUGUCUGUCCAUCUCCGCGGUUAGGCCAUACAGCUUCCUUGGUUGGAGAUUCAAUGUUUGUGAUUGGAGGUCGAACCGGUCCUGAUAAAAUUCUGAGUGACGUAUGGAGCCUUGAUACAACUAAGAAUUCUUGGAAGCUGCUGCAAUGUGGUGGCAGUGUCUUUCCUCCCAGGCAUCGCCAUGCUGCAGCUGUAAUGGGGUCAGACAUUUAUGUAUUUGGAGGGCUUGAUGAUGAUGUUAUCUUUCCCUCCUUUUAUGUUCUUAACACAAUUAGUUUACAAUGGAAAGAAAUUCCAGUAUCUGGGGACUGGCCAUAUGCACGUCAUUCUCAUGCAAUGGUAGCAUCUGACUCUCAGAUUUUUAUGUUUGGAGGAUAUGAUGGCCGGAAAGCACUUGGGGAUCUGUAUAGCUUUGAUGUUCAGACGGGUCAGUGGAAGAAGGAAAUAACAGCUGGAAGGAAUCCACAUGCCAGGUUCUCCCACUCGAUUUUUGUCUAUAAGAAUUAUUUUGGAGUUCUUGGUGGGUGUCCAGUAACACAGCAUUAUCAUGAGUUGGCUUUACUUGAUUUGAAGCUUCGUACAUGGAAACAUGUUACCCUUAAUUCUGUUGGGAAAGAUUUAUUUGUGCGUAGUACAUCCAAUGUCGUCGGUGACGAUCUUGUCAUAGUUGGGGGUGGUGCAUCAUGCUAUGCGUUUGGAACCAAGUUCAGUGAGCCAGCAAAAGUCAGCUUGCUCCAUUUAAUUCAUUCACAUGAUGAUUUCAUGCCUUUUGAAAACCAAAGACAGCAUAUGAUUGGCCAAAAUGGAGCGAUGAAAGGGAAUAAGGUUGAAAAUUCACAAGGACUCCUUGAACAUCUACCAAAUAUAUCUGAAAAUGAAAGUUUAUAUUUUAAUGAUAACAUGCCUCACAUCAAUGGUCAAAGUCAGAUGAUUCCGUUGCAUUGUGUUUUGCAACUAGAGAAAAAAUACGCAAAACAGGGUAAGGAUAUAUUGAAGAAAUUUGGAUGGUUAGACUUAGGAAGGAAGGCAUACUCUGAAGAGGGUGGUGUACAUAUAUGUUUUCCUAUCUGUAAAGAGCUUUUUGCUGUAUUUCAUGAAAGGAGUUGUCAUUCAGGAGAUGAUGCAAUUGACCUGGAAAAUGAAAUUCCACUUUCAAAACCACUUACACAAGAUGGGUACUUGUUAAAUAAGCUGUCAUGCUCUGAAGCAUUGACUCUUCUCCAUGAAUAUGGUGCUAUUCUGCUGGAAGAUAAGGUUGUUGAAACAAAAAAAGCUGCAAUGUCUCCUUUGAAAGUAAUGACUGAAGCAGUAACAUCUUUGAUUGAGAAAAAAGGCCUACCGACUGAGCUUCUAGAUGAACUGCCAGCAAGGUGGGAUCGGAUUGGUGAUAUUGUUAUACUUCCAACUACUUCAUUCAAGAAUAUAUUGUGGAACUCUAUUGCAGAUGAGCUCUGGCUAAUUGUUGCCAAAUCACUCAAGGCUCAUCGCCUUGCUCGCCAAGGCCCAAUUGCUGCAACUGGUACAAGAGAUAGUACAUUAGAGAUUCUUGUUGGAGAUGAUGGUUGGGUCAACCAUCGAGAAAAUGGAAUACUCUAUUCUUUUGAUGCUACAAAAUGCAUGUUCUCAUGGGGUAAUCUUUCUGAGAAGCUCCGGAUGGCCAAGUUGAAUUGCAAAAAUGAGGUUAUAGUAGAUCUGUUUGCGGGCAUUGGCUACUUUGUGCUACCUUUUCUUGUCAGGGCCCAGGCAAAACUUGUAUAUGCAUGUGAGUGGAAUCCUCAUGCUAUUGAAGCACUCCGACAUAAUCUACAAUCAAAUUCUGUGGCUGACCGUUGUAUCCUGCUUGAAGGAGAUAAUCGAAAUACAGCUCCUAAGGGUGUGGCUGAUAGAGUCUGUCUUGGUCUCAUUCCAUCUAGUGAAUGCAGCUGGGUCACAGCUGUGAGGGCUUUAAGGAGAGAAGGUGGAGUAUUACAUGUUCAUGGAAAUACGAAAGACUCAGAAGAGUGUCAGUGGGCUGAUCAUGUAUCGAAGUCAAUAUCUGAAAUUGCUAGAUCUGAAGGAUAUUAUUGGGAGGUUUCUAUAGAGCAUGUUGAAAGGGUUAAGUGGUAUGCUCCACACAUUCGCCACGUUGUUGCAGAUGUAAGAUGCAGACAGAUCCAGAGGUAG
Molecule: messenger RNA, 3150 nt
Organism: Lathyrus sativus (Indian pea)
Lineage: Eukaryota; Viridiplantae; Streptophyta; Magnoliopsida; Fabales; Fabaceae
Source: the annotation of a GenBank genome assembly